This is a messenger RNA of Miscanthus lutarioriparius, 1185 nucleotides long. NCBI's taxonomy places the organism in Eukaryota, Viridiplantae, Streptophyta, Magnoliopsida, Poales, Poaceae. The record is from the annotation of a GenBank genome assembly.
AUGGCGGCGGUCGGAACACUUCCCGGCGCCGCCGCAGUCGCUGGCGCUUCUGUGCCCCAACGCCAACGCCGCGGCGGCACCCCUUCUUUCGUAGCCGCCUACGUCCCCGAGGGCACCCGCCUCGUCUGCGGGAGGCAGCUCCGUCCGGCUCCGGUCCUUGCCUGUUCCUCCAGCUCCCCGUCUCGUCCAGCGAGGCGGCGGUUCCUCUCCGCUGCUGCGACCGCAGCCUCCUCGGGUUCCGCUGGAGAAGCAGAGCCCCAGGGAUUUGCAGAGAGAUACCCAACCCUCGUCACAGGUUUCUUCUUCUUCUUGUGGUAUUUUCUGAAUGUAAUAUUUAACAUCCUCAACAAGAAGAUCUUCGACUACUUCCCCUAUCCAUAUUUUGUAUCAGUGAGCCAUCUUUUUAUUGGAGUACUAUACUGCCUCAUUGGCUGGAGCUUCGGUAUCCCAAAGCGCGCGCCAAUCAACUCAACAAUUCUGAAGCAGCUUGUUCCAGUUGCUGUUUGCCAUGCCAUUGGCCAUGUAACAAGCACUGUGUCAUUUGCUGCUGUAGCUGUGUCAUUUGCCCACACUAUUAAAGCUCUCGAGCCAUUCUUCAAUGCGGCUGCUUCUCAGUUUAUCCUUGGACAACCAGUUCCAUUGACACUCUGGCUAUCUCUUGUUCCAGUCGUGGUUGGUGUCUCGGUAGCAUCCCUCACUGAACUCUCGUUCAAUUGGACUGGCUUCAUUAAUGCCAUGAUCUCAAAUAUUUCUUUCACCUACCGAAGCAUCUAUUCGAAGAAGGCUAUGACUGACAUGGAUAGUACCAACUUGUAUGCAUACAUAUCAAUAAUUGCUCUCUUUGUCUGCAUUCCCCCUGCACUUAUUAUUGAAGGACCUCAAUUAAUGCAGCAUGGAUUUAAAGAUGCAAUUGCCAAAGUUGGAUUAACAAAGUUGAUUUCUAACUUUUUUGUGGUGGGCUUAUUCUAUCACCUUUAUAACCAGGUUGCCACAAACACAUUGGAGCGGGUAGCCCCUCUAUCACACGCCAUCGGCAAUGUGUUGAAACGUGUAUUUGUCAUUGGCUUUUCCAUCAUCGUCUUUGGCAACAAGAUCACCACACAGACUGGAAUUGGCACUUCCAUUGCUAUUUUUGGUGUUGCCCUCUACUCAUUUAUAAAGGCCAAGAUUGAGGAGGAGAAAAAG